This is a messenger RNA of Pichia membranifaciens NRRL Y-2026, 297 nucleotides long. RefSeq lists its product as hypothetical. NCBI's taxonomy places the organism in Eukaryota, Fungi, Ascomycota, Pichiomycetes, Pichiales, Pichiaceae. The record is from RefSeq and is a predicted model, not a curated record. The annotation marks the transcript as partial. The transcript has a single exon. Gene Ontology annotation, molecular function: protein-disulfide reductase activity.
AUGGUCACUGUCAUCCAAUCCGAAGACGAGUUCAAAACCGCAAUCGCCGCACAACACUUGGUCGUAGUCGACUUCUUCGCCGUCUGGUGCGGGCCUUGCAAGAUGAUUGCCCCAAUGCUGGAGAAGUUCUCCAACGACUACUCGUCCGCCAAGUUCUACAAGGUGGACGUCGACCAGUUGCCUUCGGUGGCUGCGUCCAACGAGGUGACGUCGAUGCCAACCUUGUUGUUCUUCAAGAGCGGCGAGUUGGUCGGCAAGGUCAUUGGCGCCAACCCGGCUGCCAUCAAGCAGACGCUC